Messenger RNA from Oikopleura dioica, 1716 nucleotides. The record is from the annotation of a GenBank genome assembly. Lineage: Eukaryota; Metazoa; Chordata; Appendicularia; Copelata; Oikopleuridae.
AUGGUACGAGCUACAGUGGCUCUACUAACAGUGGGCAGCGCCCAAGAAACGGGAGAUUCUGACGUGCUCCCUACCAGAUGGCCCCUGACUCCGUGCGCGGCCGGCAACUACAGAUGUUCUGAUGGCGUCAGCUGCGUGGACUUAUCAUCGUUCUGCGACGGAAUCACGGACUGUGCCGAUGCCUCCGACGAGACCGUCUGCUCGAGGCUGCGCGACGCAUUCGAAGAAGCCAAGCCAAGAUUAAGGAGGCAAGGAGCGUCAGCUAAUCCAAAUUAUGCGGCCUCGAAAAGCGACUCCAGCGACUCAAGAUAUAGGAGACAAGCAUUUCCAGCCUUUACCACAGCGAGUCCGUUUUUCUUCGGUGAUGUCACGACUGGCGGUUUCGACGAUUUCUUCGGCUUCGAUAUCACGACACAAAGUCUGUUAGACGGCGAUUUCUUUAAUUUAGCGACGACGGGCUUUCCAGCUUUUGGUCCCGCCCUUGCGACGACGGCAGAUCCCUUCGGUGGAGAUCUGUUUUUCAACCCCACAACGCAGUCGCCAAUGAAUUUGCCGUCAUUUACGACGGAAUCGCUAUUAAACUUCUUCGGCGACACGGUUACGGAAGACCCUCUUUUCGGCGACUUACUAACCACCGCUGGAUUAUUCCCUGGUAUGCUUCAAACGACGGAAGCAUCCUUUAUCUUUCCACCGGUCCAGACAACAGUUCCAAGCGAAUUUCCAGACCUGUUGCCCGCCACGACCGAGGAGACUUUCUUCGAAAUUCCGACAACACCUGCAACAGUUUUUCUUCCACCACAAACUACGCAAGAUAUCUUCGAUCUCAACAUUGCUACUACUCCCGCGCCAGCUUUCCCCGAGCAAACUACAGAAGGAUUCGUCUUUCCAGAGGUUCAAACCACCGACGAUCCAUUUGUUUUCCCCGAGCAAACAACCGCCGGCUUCCAGAUCCCAACCACAGAGGGAUUCGAUUUGAGCCUACUGGGAACCACUCCCGCUGGUCUACCAGACUUGCUCUUUCCAGCUACAACUGCUGAUCCAUUCGGAGGAAUCUUCCCCGCGACUACUGAAGGAUUGGUCUUCCCGGACUUCCAAACGACGCCGUUCCCAUCUUUCACUACAGAAGGUCUUCCACUCUUCCCAGAUGUCACGACAGAGUCUCUCGUCUUUCCUUCGUUCACUACAGCAGCUCCGACAGUCGAUAGCGGUGACUUUUUCACUUGUGCAAAUGGUGACCGAGUUCCAGUUGAUGUGGUUUGCGACAAAAUUGCAGAUUGCUUGGACGGCAGCGACGAAUUAAACUGUCCAGAUGACACGACUGAGAUUCCAACAACAAUUGUUCCCACAACAACUGAGCCAAUGAUCGAACCAACGACGGAAUCGUCGACCACUGUGACGACAUCAACAGCGACGACUGCGACGACAACGUCGACUGGAUCAACGAUACCGGCGCGAGCACCAUCUGGCCCACCACCAGACGCAGACGAGGAGCAGUACGAGCGAUGGUUCGACACUUUUAUGAACUGGCGGGCCGCCAUUUUCAACGACUGGCUCAAUGUUAUGAAAGUCUAUCAGCAACGAUCGGGCAUCAAGACCGACGACAACUCAUCGUGCUCAUCAGCCUCGCUCAGCUUCUGCUCGAAUGGGAGGAAAACAUGCAAGGACGAUCUGGACGGCUGUCAGUAUUGUUUUUGUUACGGGCUUCGAUACAGCUAA